GUACUGUAGUGUAAAGAAAGGAUUGCAAUCAUGGCCGUCAAGCCCGUUUCUACCCCCAAGGCUGCCAAGCGCGUCUUCAAGAUCGACUGCUCCCUCCCCCUGGGUGACUCCAUCUUCGACAUGGACAACUUCCAGCAGUACAUUGCCAGCCGCAUCAAGGUCAACGGCAAGACCGCCAACCUCGGCGAGGACAUCGUUGUUGAGGCUGAUGGCGACUUCCUGAACGUCACCACCACCAUCGCCUUCUCCAAGCGCUACCUCAAGUACCUCACCAAGAAGUUCCUCAAGAAGAACAACUUCCGUGACUACAUGCGCGUCUCCGCCACCGGCUCCUACACCUACACCAUCAAGUACUUCGACCUUGAGGGUGGUGAUGAGGAGUUCGAGGGUGAGGAGGAGGAGAACUAAAUGUGUUCUCUCUCGUCUCUCUCUCAUCGCACCCCCUUCCGGUCCGCAGAGGAUGACUCCCCCCCCCCGGGUCCCCGGGAUCUUCUUGGGGCGCGCGCCGAUGCGUUGUCCCCCGGUCGUGUCCUGUGCCCCUCUCUUUCCCGGGCUGCUCCCGGGGUGGUCCCCCCUUGGCUGUGCAUCCACUACACCUUCCCGCGCCGCGUCUCUCCCCCUCUCUGCAGGGGCGCUGUGCGCAGGCAGUGUGUCGGGUUUGCAUGUGCAUGUGGGUUGCUUAAUUUUGCGUGUGUGCGCGCGGCCCCACUGCGGCGGCGGUGCCCCCCUUCCCACCUGUGGGGGGAGCCCCGUGUUGUGUGCUGUGUGUGACCCCAAGAGAAAAAAUAUACCUGCCUCACACACCUGGCCAUCUCAUCCGCA
Fonticula alba is the source of this 822-nucleotide messenger RNA. RefSeq lists its product as hypothetical. Gene Ontology annotation, molecular function: structural constituent of ribosome; RNA binding. The record is from RefSeq and is a predicted model, not a curated record. The coding region runs from base 31 to 408 and encodes 125 amino acids. The transcript has 2 exons. Gene Ontology annotation, cellular component: ribosome. Lineage: Eukaryota; Rotosphaerida; Fonticulaceae. Gene Ontology annotation, biological process: cytoplasmic translation.